Messenger RNA from Chinchilla lanigera (long-tailed chinchilla), 2692 nucleotides. RefSeq names its product CWC25 spliceosome-associated protein homolog (gene Cwc25). Gene Ontology annotation, biological process: mRNA splicing, via spliceosome. NCBI's taxonomy places the organism in Eukaryota, Metazoa, Chordata, Mammalia, Rodentia, Chinchillidae. Gene Ontology annotation, cellular component: U2-type spliceosomal complex. The transcript has 10 exons. The record is from RefSeq and is a predicted model, not a curated record. The coding region runs from base 167 to 1417 and encodes 416 amino acids.
CCCUGAUGACGCCACCCCGGAAGUGCUCUCUAGGCCGGGACUAGAAAGUCUCGGCUGCUUCCUUUCGAGAGCAUAUCUUGUGAGGGCGGCCGUCCGACGUCCUGUUUUUUCUUACUGUCUCUUCUGAGCCUCUCGACCCGCGUAGCGAGGACACAUCGCCAGUACCAUGGGGGGCGGGGACUUGAACUUGAAGAAGAGCUGGCACCCACAGACCCUGCGCAAUGUGGAGAAGGUGUGGAAGGCCGAGCAGAAGCAUGAGGCCGAGCGGAAGAAGAUCGAGGAGCUGCAGCGCGAGCUGCGGGAGGAGCGGGCCCGGGAGGAGAUGCAGCGCUAUGCGGAGGACGUGGGUGCUGUCAAGAAGAAAGAGGAGAAGCUGGACUGGAUGUACCAGGGGCCUGGUGGGAUGGUGAACCGCGACGAGUACCUGCUGGGCCGCCCCAUUGACAAGUACGUGUUCGAGAAGAUGGAGGAGAAGGAGGCUGGCUGCUCCUCUGAGACCGGGCUCCUCCCGGGCUCCAUCUUUGCCCCAGCAGGGGCCAACUCGCUGCUGGACAUGGCCAGCAAAAUCCGCGAGGACCCGCUCUUCAUCAUCAGGAAGAAAGAGGAGGAAAAAAAACGGGAGGUAUUGAAUAAUCCUGUGAAAAUGAAGAAAAUCAAGGAACUGUUGCAAAUGAGUCUGGAAAAAAAGGAGAAAAAGAAAAAGAAGGAGAAGAGAAAGAAGCACAAGAAACACAAGCAUAGGAGCUCGAGCAGCAACCGGUCCAGCAGCGAGGAUGAGCCCCGCCGGGGGAGGUCUCAGAAGAAGGGGAUGGAUUCCUUUCCGGUGUUGUCCAAAGCCCCCGGCUAUGGCUUACAGGUCAGGGACUCUGCCCGGGACCCGGGGUCGCAAGGCCCUUGGAUGGCCGAGUCAAAGGGCAUGUCCAGGCCAAAUGACCGGUCCAGAUCUGCAAGCUCCUCCCACUCCCCACCGAGACACACCAGCAAAAGGAGCCCCAGGGAUAGGAGGUCUCGGUCCCCACAGCGGCGCAGCAGAGCGCACAACGGCAAGGAUGGUCGCAGGGAGCGAGCCCCGACCCGGAGCCCAUCCCCAUCCCCAAAGAAGGAGGCCUUCCAACAGCGGCGUGUGCCCGGUUACACCAGAAAACUCUCGGCAGAGGAGCUGGAGCAGAAACGGCAGGAGAUGCUGGAGAACGCGCGCUGGCGGGAGGAGGAGCGGCUGAGCACCCUCCAGAGGCAUGCGCGGGAGGACGAGCGCGAGCGCCGGCUGGAGCAGCUGGACGCCCGAGAUGGCAGGUUCAUCCACCGCAUGAAGCUGGAGAGCGCGUCCACAUCCUCCCUCGAGGACCGCGUGAAGCGCAACAUCCACUCCCUGCAGCGGACCUCUGUGGCCCUGGAGAGGAACUUCAUGCGGAGGUGAACCCUGCCGCCCGCUGUGCCCGAGUGAGCGCCAGCCCCUCUGCGAUCCUCUUCAUAGGAGUGAAGUGACUGCUUCCACAGACAUCAAACCAGCACUGUUCAGAGUGACCCUGUCCCCUUUGUGAGCCCCAGUGGCGCCCUGAGGGGACCCACACGCACCCGGCCAGGGGCUCAGGCUGAGACUGUUCUCCUGGGCAGCACGGCGAGGGCCCAGGUGCGGAUCUCCACGGCGCUUCUACACUGGGUCCACUGCCGCAGUGCAGCCUGGACCUGCCGGAGACCUCUCUCAGUCACCGGGUGGGGCGCGCUUGCGGGGACUCACGCGGAUGACGUGACAGAACGCCGCCGGCACAGGGCAGAGCCAGGAGGGACGGAACCGGGGAGAGAAGACGGCACAGGAAGCCCUGAGUGCGCCCCUGCUGGAACUGGAAAGGCAGGCUGUGCGUGUGUACAGAUGUAGCACUCUACCAACAAGCAGGCUGGGUGACAGUGCCUUGUUUGGUGAGUGUUGUGUGCAAACCACCCUGAAACUUGUUAGGGACACAGCAAGGCUCAUUUUUCAGCAUAAAUCCGGCGGCUAGGGGGGCCGGGUUUCCUGAUGGGAAGGAUGGCUUCCUCUCCUGUCCCACAGGGGUGGUGCGGACACAGGACUGUAGGGGUCAAGACCACACUGCCCGUGCGCCUGCCUCCGGCUCCUCAGAGUAAAGACAGUGGAAGCGGUUGUAUCAUGCCUUCUUUUUAAAUCAUGUAGUAAUCUUACUGUUGUUCUUGGUUUUGGGGAAGAGUUUACUACUACAGUAUUUUUUAGUCAGAUGUUAAAAAAACAGUACCAAAAGUCUCAAGGGGCAAGCUGGCCAUAGUGGCACACGGCUAUCAUCCCAGCACUAGGGAGGCUGAGACAGGAUUGCUGUGAGUUCGAGGCCAGCCUGGGCUGCACAGCCGAGACCCUGGCUCCCAACAAAUCUCCAGGGGCUUUUCGUUUUUGUGUGUGUGUGUGCUUCCGUCUGCGCUGGGCACACCGUUCGCUGGCCGCGCUCCGCAGUCUGGACGGGCACGUUAGCCGGGCUCGCCUUGCCCCGCUCCCGCUGCGCUUCGGGAGUAUCGGGAUUUUCAUUUUUCAACACUCGUGAUGCUUAAAACCCACUUCAUCCCCAGAGACAAUGUAACAUGCUCUUGUUACUCAUUUCAUCGCCUCAUCCUGCUGCUGAUGCUACGGCUAAUUAUGCUUUUUAUUUUAUUACUCGGUAAUAAAGGCCACAUUUAUUUUUGUAACUGU